This is a messenger RNA of Rhodofomes roseus, 972 nucleotides long. RefSeq lists its product as uncharacterized. Gene Ontology annotation, molecular function: cysteine-type endopeptidase activity. NCBI's taxonomy places the organism in Eukaryota, Fungi, Basidiomycota, Agaricomycetes, Polyporales, Fomitopsidaceae. The transcript has 14 exons. The record is from RefSeq and is a predicted model, not a curated record. Gene Ontology annotation, biological process: proteolysis. The coding region runs from base 1 to 972 and encodes 323 amino acids.
AUGCCUGUUCCAACGAGACCACCGCUCAGAAAAGCUCUUAGUAUCGGGGUUCAAUACUCUACUUUGAGGCAGUACGAUCUAGAGCUUCCUGGAGCAUGCAAUGACCCGAAGAUACUGUCAGACCUGUUAGUUGACAUUUACGGAUACGAGCGAGAACACAUCAUCAUUUUGAUGGAUGACCAUCCGAGUGUUGAUCGAAAACCUACUAAGGAGAACAUUGAGCGUGCAAUGAAUGAGUUGGUCGCCGGUCGUGCACGUUACUGGGCUUCCUCAGAGACUAAGCGCCUCUACAUCGACCAGUCUCUGGGCAUGGCGCUCAAAAAUGAUGGGUCUUAUGUCAUUCAAGUCAUCUGGCCCGCCGACGUGCAAUACGAUCCUGACGGCGACUUCGAGAACUACAUCAAGGACGAUGAAAUUCACGAUGUCUUGGUAGAGAAAGUCCCAGUCGGCGCACACUUCAUGAUGGUCUUCGACUGCUGCCACUCGGGCACGAUGGCCGAUUUGCCAUACGACAGCGAAGACUGUCCUCCACCAACGCCUUUGUCUGCGACGUCCAGCACCAGCACAACGUCGACGUACCCAAACAUUCAGAAUAUCCGUCUGCGAGGAUCGCAAGACGUCCAUACCGAGGAGGGUCUCCAACGCACCACAGCGCAGGAGGAAUUCCACCCCGCCGUUCCUGUCACUCACAACCUGGACGACGAUGCGCCAGCCUUCGCUGAUAUAGCUCUAGCGAAUGCUUUGCGUGAGUGCCAGCCGUUACAGAUAUGGAAAAGUGGUGCUGACGCCCUCCAAGGGCACAACCCGAAGGCGAGUCAUGCAGAGCUGCUGAGUAGUGUAUCGCAUGAGAUCGCGAAGAUCACUGCCAAGAUCAACUCGCAUCUCACCAGCGGUGAGCAUUUUGAGAUUACGCCGGAGAUGGAGAGUUUACAGUCCAUGCGGGACGUGAUGCAGACGCCGCUCGAUAUCUGA